AUGGCCAGCCUUGUCAGGAGGUUCAGGGAGGGUAUUCCUACCCCUCAUUUGCAGGCCCCUGGUGCUGAGAACGUUCAUGGGGAGGAUAUCUGGUUGGAUAAUGACGAUAUCCGUCCCUUAAAACUGGCAGAUCGCACGUGGAACUUCUGGACGUAUCUGAUCUUUUGGUUCUCAGCAAAUGCUACUGUUUCCAACUGGUAUUCUGCCUCGAGCGCUCAGGCUCUCGGUCUGAGCAUGUGGGAGUCAAUUGGAUGUUCUUUCGGAGGCCAGGUUCUGAUCGCCAUUGUUAUUGUGCUUAACGGCCGAGCAGGGGCAAAGUACCACAUUGGCUAUCCAAUUCUCAACAGGGCUUCAUUUGGUGUCUUUGGUGCUUGGUGGCCGACUUUCAACAGAGCGGUGAUGGCCAUCGUCUGGAAUGGAGUAAACGCUGUCCAAGGGGGUCAGUGUGUCUAUGUUAUGCUUCACGCACUAACUCCAAGAAUCGCCACCAUAAAGAAUGUCAUGGGCACAGGAUCUGCUCUUGACUCAGGUGGAAUGAUUGGUUUUGGUGUCUACUGGGUCUUGGUUUGCUGUUUCCUCGUCAUCCCAAUUCCAAAGAUGAGAGGCUUAGUCUACGCUAAACUGGGGGUCUUCGUGGUCUCAGCCGUUGCAAUGUGCGCUUGGACUUUGACAAAAGCAGGUGGCGUCGGAGAAGUUGCCCGUCAGCCUGGCACGGCUCAUGGCUCAACUAAAGCAUGGUUGAUCGUCCGCUUCUUCCUUCUCGGCGCUGCUAAUUGUGCAACUUUUGCCUCCAAUGCAGCUGAUUUCCAAAGAUAUGCGACCAAGCCCAGUGAUGUUGUUGCCGGUAACCUAGUCGGCUUUCCGUUGUCCAAUCUCAUUGUUGCCAUAGUUGGCAACCUCGUUGGUUCCAGCUCCCAAGUCGUUUUCGGGAAGCUGAUCUGGUCACCACUAACGUACCUUGACAUGCUCCAAUCAACUUCCUACACAGCCGGCAACCGCGCUGGCUGUUUCCUCAUCGCCGCCUGUUUCACCUACUCCUCUAUCUUCUCCGCUAUCUUCGAGAACUCCCUCCCGGCAGGGAAUGACAUUGCUGCCCUGUUCCCCAAGUACCUGACGGUCCGAAAAGGUUUCUUCAUCUGCGCCGUCAUCUCCUUCGCCAUCAACCCCUGGUACCUCCUCGGCUCCGCCGGCAUCUUCAUCUCCUUUCUGGCAUCCUAUCAGAUUUUCCUCGGCGCCAUCACCGGCGUCUUGCUCUGCCACUACUACAUAGUCACCCGCGGCUAUCUCGAGAUCGACGACCUCUACACCAGCCGGAAGUCUGGAGUCUACCACUACUACCACGGCUGGAACUGGCGCGCCUACCUCGCGUAUGUCUUUGGCAUCGCCCCAAACUUCUACGGCUUCCUGAACAACAUGGGGGUUCACGCACCCAUCGGCGUCACUCACGCCUAUUACUUUGCUUAUCCGAUCGGGCUGUUUCUCUCCUUCGGCACGUACUGGGCGGCGAAUUGGAUCAGUCCCCCGCCGCUGACGUUCCCGCUGAGCGAGUGGCACGAGCCAGCGGAUUAUGUGAGGCCCGAGGAGCGUGGUCAGGUGGUUAUUGGAAGGCAGCUCGACGUAGAGAGUCUCUCUGGGCGUGGGAGCGAGGGGCAAAAGGGACCAGGCGAAAAGGAGGUUACGGUCAGUCCUGUGAGUGCGGUGAGCAGCUCACGUGAUUGA
Messenger RNA from Amorphotheca resinae ATCC 22711, 1719 nucleotides. RefSeq lists its product as hypothetical. Gene Ontology annotation, cellular component: plasma membrane. The record is from RefSeq and is a predicted model, not a curated record. NCBI's taxonomy places the organism in Eukaryota, Fungi, Ascomycota, Leotiomycetes, Helotiales, Amorphothecaceae. The transcript has 5 exons. The coding region runs from base 1 to 1719 and encodes 572 amino acids. Gene Ontology annotation, biological process: nucleobase transport; transmembrane transport. Gene Ontology annotation, molecular function: nucleobase transmembrane transporter activity.